Messenger RNA from Nothoprocta perdicaria, 1425 nucleotides. RefSeq names its product spermatogenesis associated 18 (gene SPATA18). Gene Ontology annotation, biological process: mitophagy by internal vacuole formation; mitochondrial protein catabolic process. Gene Ontology annotation, cellular component: mitochondrial outer membrane. The record is from RefSeq and is a predicted model, not a curated record. Lineage: Eukaryota; Metazoa; Chordata; Aves; Tinamiformes; Tinamidae. The transcript has 12 exons. The coding region runs from base 1 to 1425 and encodes 474 amino acids.
AUGGUAAAGGAGGCAAUUAAUUCCUGUGAUCAGAAUCUAAACCGAUGCUGUGAAAUAAUAGAAAUGAACUCCAUGAUUCAAGGGCAGCUCUUCACAAUCCUCAGCGAAACAGCUCAAGAAGGAGGGCAUUAUGCAGGUGUGGAAACAAUAAAAUCUCGUCUCCUGCCAUGGUUGGGCACUUGCUUUUCCAGUGCUGCUUCAGGAAGAUCCUAUGAAACUAAUUUCUCUCUCACUCAGGAUUCAAUGGAGAAAGAGAGGCAGCUGAGAAAGUUUGCAAACAGUCAGACUUUGGAACUGCAAGAGCUGCAGAAAGAAUUGGCAUCUACUCGUCUACAGCUCAGUCAUGUGCAACAAGAUCUGACUGAAACCCAGUUGGCUCUUGAAGACACGAAGGCAAAAUCAGCCACCACUCUGUUGGCAGCAGAAGACGAAAUUGUUCAACUAAAAGCAGCUCUCAAGGCUUCCCAUGAGCAGGARGAGACUGCACUGAGGAAUUUAGAUCGUCUGCAUGACUAUGAGCAGCAGAUUCAAAUACUGAAGGAUGAGAUUUCUAUCUUGGAUGCACAAAAAUCUGUUCUGCAAAGCAGACUCGCCCGGAGCCGCUCUCCUUCGCCGAGGCGCAGUGGGAGCCGCUCGCCCAGCCCGCUGCCCCUGCGGAGCUGCUCCCCAGGCCGGGCCAGGCUCACCAACGCCUCGCGGCACGCCUACCUGGUGGCUCGCUUCGGGGACAUCUAUGCUCAGGAGCGCCUGGAUGCAGAGACCCUGCUGAGGACGUACGUCAGCGACAUGGAGAUGGUGCAGAGAAUAAUAUACAUUGCUGCCGUGGAGUCUUUUCAUGCAGCAAAGAUGGCCUACAGGCAUUUCAAAAUGCGCGUGAGAAAAACCUUGUCUCUGGGUCACUCAGGGCCUGAGUCACUUGAAGACACUGUCCUGGAUUAUAUCGUUCGCCAUGAGGACCUGUAUGAUGUUCAAGCCAGUGUCAAUGAAGUAAUUCGUUCCAUGAACAUGAACCCAAAGAUUUCCUUCCCACCAGAAACUGAUUUCAUUGUGAUCAGCAGCUUGAUUCGAGAGCUGUGCCGUGUGGCAUUUUCAAUGCAGACACUGAUUCCUCCUCUUGAUAUCGCUUUUGGUAUAGAUGGAGAACUUUUCAAUGAGACCAAGUACCGUCGUAGCUUUGACUCCGACUUCACAGCUCCCUUGGUGGCCUAUCAUGUGUGGCCUGCUCUGAUCGAGAACGAUACUGUAAUCGUGAAGGGAGAGGCAGUUACCAAGAGAGGAGUUCUGUGGUCUGACGGGAGCAGAAGCAGAAGCAGAAGCCGCAGCCGUAGCACGAGUCCACUUCGCUCUCGCUGUUUGUCUCGAAGCCGCAGUUCUUCACCACUAAGGAGYGGAAGCCCAAGUAAGUGGCCAUACUCAGUUCAGUGA